AUGAUUUUUUUAUUUCGUGCAUUUAUCUCUGAUAUUCAAUGUCAAUUGAAAAAUCAUCAAAUUAAGAAUUCUUUACGAGUUUAUCGAGGGCAAAGAAUAUCAACUGAUGAAGUGAAAACUUUAAAACAAUACCUUGGCCAGUUUAUUUCACUGAAUUCAUUUUUUUCCACUAGUACUGAUUAUCGACAAGCUCUUUCAUUUCUCAAUGAUCCUAAUGCUGCAGAGAACUUAGAGCCAGUAUUAUUUGAAAUUGUUGCUGAUCCUAAGGUGGCAACUACAAAACCAUUUGCCGAUAUCAGUGCAUUUAGUGAAUUUCCUGGCGAAUCAGAAAUACUUUUUAUGCUUGGUUCUAUUUUUCGUUUGGACAACGUCAAUCACAGCAGUGAUGAUCAAGUAUGGAUCAUUCUAAUGACUUUGUGUAGUGAGAAAGAGCAUGAUUUAAAAAAUGUUCUUAUGUAUACGAAAUAUGAACUUGGUUGUGGACAAACAAACCUUCGAACAUUAGGAAAAUUACUAUGGCAAAUGGGAAAGCUUAAUUUAGCUGAACAGUAUUUUACUCGUUUAUUGAAAGAACUCUCACCAAAUGAUCCUUUACUUAGUGAUUUGUACGAAGAUCUUGGCAAAAUUGCAUCACAUACCGGUGACUAUGACAAGAGCGUCCAAUGGCAUAAAAAGUCACUUGCACUUAAAAAUCCAAAUGCAUUAGCUGGCGUAUUCAAUGAUGAUGAAAGUAGCAAUUCUAUUGGUAAGUUCAUUGAAAGAAAGUCUUAUCUUGAAACGGAUAUCUUUUAUAAAAAUGAAUCUCGUAUUAUGCAAAACACAGUUGUAAUAAAAACUCAGAAGAGCGAAACGCAUGAUAAUUCAUAA
Molecule: messenger RNA, 867 nt
Organism: Rotaria sp. Silwood2
Lineage: Eukaryota; Metazoa; Rotifera; Eurotatoria; Philodinida; Philodinidae
Source: the annotation of a GenBank genome assembly